Diversispora eburnea is the source of this 1863-nucleotide messenger RNA. NCBI's taxonomy places the organism in Eukaryota, Fungi, Glomeromycota, Glomeromycetes, Diversisporales, Diversisporaceae. The record is from the annotation of a GenBank genome assembly.
AUGUUUUCAAUAGAUUCUUCUGAAAAUUCAUCAGUCACAAAUGGUGCCGAAAACAGCAACAAUAAUAAUUUAAGAGCUCUUCCUCCUUCUCUAUACUCUGCAAAUACGACAAUGUUGUCAUUCAAUAAUGUUGAACAAUCGUAUACAAGAGUAGUAGGUCAAGUAUAUUCUAGAGAAACUGUUACAACUAUUUAUGGUGAUCCCCCGACUGCUUUCUGGAAUCGAUAUUAUUGUUACAUCUGUCGUUCCGCCAUAAAUCCUCGCGAUUUAAUAUCAUGUGCAUCUACUACAUGCGAUAUUUUUGCUCACACUGCUUGUUUGAUUAACAUUGGAAUUCAUGAAAAAAAUGGUAUUUGGCAUUGUCAAAAAUGUAUUCCAACCACGCGACACGAGAUUUAUUUGCCAUCAUCCAAUAACAAUGUCGAAAGGAAUGUUCCUCAAUCAACCGAAAACAAUUCUGAUGUCACUGCGCAACAAUAUGAUAAUAAUAAUCCUGACCUCUCUCAUGAAAAUCUUUCAAAUUUGAAUCCUCCAUCUUUGUCAUUUAAUUUUAAUUUUAAUUCGUUUAAUAAUAACGAUACUCAACAAGAAUCUGCCGUUAAAAAGUUCGAAACUCAAUAUGCGUCUUUCGAUGAAGAACGCAGUAAUCUUAUUCGUAAUCUUGAACGUACACGCACACGACAAAACCAAGUUACAGAAGCACUUAAAGAAUCCAUAACAAGAUUAACUCGUGAACAUACUAAAAAUCUUGAAAAACGUGAUAAUUUACGUAAAGAAAAUCAUAAACUCAACAAUGCUUUACAUAAGCUUAAACUCGCCUUAAUUCCUUUGGCUCAAGAAAAGCCUGUAUUACAAAUUCUGCAAAAAGUAUCACAGAAUGAAGAAUUACAAGAACAAGAUAUAAAUUUGAAUAAUGUUUUGUCUUUAUUUAUGGGAUUAUUACCUAAAUCUACCCAUUCCGCACUCUCAGGUUUAGUUGGAAAUGACACUUUCGCUUCUUCAUCAUCUUCAGUUCAAAACGCAUCAUCCAAUUUCUUGUUCCCUGAAAUUUGUCAAAAAUGUUUGGAAAAAGGAGGAAAUUUAGUUUUUUGUUUUCAUUGUCAAAGAGCUCAACACGUUGAUUGUUGCGUUAAAGAAGAAAAACCCUUUUACGGGAAAUGGAUGUGUGAUGAAUGUAAAAAUAACUUAACUACUAAACGUAAACAUUGUGAUGAUAAAAAUUCAAAGUUUCCGACUUUGACAUUGAUUGGAAAUUAUAAAAGAAUCAAAAUAAAUGAGAAAGAUGACGCAGCAAAAGAAAAUACACCAGUAUAUAAUAAUAACAUGUGCAAUCUAGAUGAUAGAGGUGAUAGAGAUGGUAGAGAUGAUGCGCAGAAUGAUGAUUCUGAACGAUAUGCAUCUAAUAAUACACAACCAGAAGAUAAUGAAAAUAAUGAAAAUAGUUAUGAUGGUAGAAGUGAAUCAGAAAUUGAAAUGAAAAAUUCAAAUGAUUUAACAUACGAAAAGUAUGAUCGAACACCACCACCUGAUAAUGGCCCAGAGGCUUCAAGACAGCCCGCUAGAUUUGACGGUGAUAUGUAUACUCCUCGUUGGGUUCGUGGAGUUGGAAAAUCUAAGGAGGGCCUUUGCCCUCAUUGCGAACCUCCGCGAUGGCUCAAAACAAAGAUUUCUGCCUAUUGGUAUCAUCUUAAUUAUCAACAUGGAAUUUCAUCAAUUACUGGACGACCAUUUACACAACCUACAUCAGAACGUAUCAAUAAAAAAACCGGCAUGAAAGAAGCCAUGUGUCAUAAAUGUAAUAAAUGGGUUUUGAAUCAAUCACCCAGAGAUAAAGAAGUUUUGGUUCCCGAAAUUUAUUGGUAA